Punica granatum (pomegranate) is the source of this 3103-nucleotide messenger RNA. The record is from RefSeq and is a predicted model, not a curated record. NCBI's taxonomy places the organism in Eukaryota, Viridiplantae, Streptophyta, Magnoliopsida, Myrtales, Lythraceae.
UCCUCCCUCCUCCAUUUUGCCGCCAAACUUUCAAAUACCAGAGAGGGAAAAACCCUAAAAUCCCCCAUAAAUUUUCAAGUUUUGAACACCCCAAAACUUCCCCAGCACUCCAUUGCCAACCAUCCCACCUAUAUAAUAAGCACCCAAUCCCUCCAUUCCCGUGAUCUGUGCAGAACCGAAUAGCCCAUUUCUGCCCUGCAUUGAUCUUGGCAGAGGACCUGUUCGACGAAUUACCCCAGUGAGAGCGUGAUAUCCCUCUUUUCUCCUGGCGAACAUGUACGUCGUCAAGAGAGACGGGCGCCAGGAGGCGGUCCACUUCGAUAAGAUCACCGCGAGGCUGAAGAAGCUCAGUUAUGGGCUCAGCACCGAGCACUGUGACCCCGUGUUGGUGUCCCAGAAGGUGUGUGCUGGGGUGUACAAGGGCGUCACCACCAGUCAGCUUGAUGAGUUGGCGGCUGAGACCGCUGCUGCUAUGACUGCCAAUCAUCCCGAUUAUGCCUGCUUGGCUGCUCGGAUUGCUGUAUCAAAUCUUCACAAGAACACCAAGAAGUCGUUCUCUGAGACGAUCAAGGAUAUGUAUAGCCAUUUCAAUGAGAGAUCUGGUCUAAAGGCUCCUCUGAUUGCUGAUGAUGUGUAUGAAAUAAUCAUGAAGAAUGCUGCUCGUCUGGACAGUGAGAUCAUCUAUGAUCGAGACUUCGACUAUGAUUACUUUGGGUUUAAAACCCUUGAGAGGUCUUACCUCUUGAAGGUCCAGGGGAAGGUCGUGGAGAGACCCCAGCACAUGUUGAUGAGGGUUGCUGUUGGAAUCCAUAAGGAUGACAUUGACUCUGUCAUUAGAACCUAUCAUAUGAUGUCUCAGCGGUGGUUCACUCAUGCAUCUCCUACGCUCUUUAAUGCAGGAACACCGAGGCCCCAGCUGAGCAGCUGCUUCCUGGUGUGCAUGAAAGAGGACAGCAUUGAAGGAAUUUAUGAUACGUUGAAGGAGUGUGCUGUCAUCAGCAAAUCAGCUGGAGGGAUUGGGGUAUCAGUUCAUAAUAUUCGUGCAACUGGUAGUUAUAUCAGAGGGACAAAUGGCACAUCUAAUGGCAUUGUUCCAAUGCUACGUGUCUUCAAUGAUACUGCUCGUUAUGUUGAUCAAGGGGGAGGCAAGAGAAAAGGUGCUUUUGCUGUGUACUUGGAGCCAUGGCAUGCUGAUAUUUUUGAGUUCCUUGAUCUCAGGAAGAACCAUGGAAAGGAAGAGCACCGAGCUCGUGAUUUAUUCUAUGCCCUUUGGGUACCUGACCUCUUUAUGGAAAGGGUCCAAAGUAAUGGUGUGUGGUCAUUAUUUUGCCCAAAUGAGGCUCCAGGAUUGGCAGAUUGCUGGGGUGAAGAAUAUGAGAAGUUGUAUACUCAGUAUGAAAGACAGGGUAAAGUAAAGAAAGUUGUCCAAGCACAGAAUCUCUGGUUUGAGAUACUCAAAUCCCAGAUAGAAACUGGGACACCCUACAUGCUUUUUAAGGAUACUUGCAACAAAAAGAGCAAUCAGCAGAAUCUGGGAACUAUCAAAUCUUCAAAUUUGUGCACUGAGAUUAUUGAAUACACAAGUCCAACAGAAACUGCUGUGUGUAAUCUUGCAUCAAUUGCCUUGCCACGUUAUGUCCGAGAGAAGAAUAUCCCCAUGGAGUCCCAUCCCUCUAAACUUGUUGGUAGCAGAGGCUCAAGGAAUCGAUAUUUUGAUUUUGAGAAGCUGGGGGAGGUUGCCUCUAUAAUUACUGCAAACUUGAACAAAAUCAUUGAUGUAAAUUACUACCCUGUUGAAACUGCAAGAACCUCAAAUCUGCGGCAUAGGCCCAUUGGCAUUGGUGUCCAGGGUCUUGCCGACACAUUCAUCUUGCUGGGAAUGGCGUUUGAUUCACCCGAGGCUCAGCAAUUAAACAAGGACAUAUUUGAAACCAUAUACUAUCAUGCUCUAAAAGCUUCCUGUGAGUUGGCUGCAAAAGAAGGGCCUUAUGAGACGUACUAUGGAAGCCCUGUGAGCAAGGGUAUUGUUCAGCCUGAUAUGUGGGGUGUGACUCCAUCGGACCGCUGGGACUGGAAUGGUCUCCGGGGAAUGAUAGCCAAUAAUGGAGUGAGGAAUUCGCUUCUCAUAGCCCCAAUGCCUACUGCUUCGACCAGUCAGAUUCUUGGGAACAAUGAGUGCUUUGAACCCUAUACAUCCAAUAUCUACAGUAGGAGAGUUCUGAGUGGUGAAUUUGUUGUGGUGAACAAGCAUCUGCUUCAUGACCUGACUGAGAUGGGUCUAUGGUCCCCAGACUUGAAGAACAAGAUCAUAUAUGAGAGUGGUUCUGUUCAAAACAUUCCUGAAAUUCCUGAAGAACUGAAACUCAUCUACAAGACUGUGUGGGAGAUCAAGCAGAAGACAUUGGUUGAUAUGGCUGUUGAUCGUGGAUGUUAUAUAGACCAAAGCCAAAGCCUGAAUAUUCAUAUGGACCAGCCCAAUUUUGGGAAGCUCACUUCCUUACAUUUCUAUGCAUGGUCCAAGGGUUUGAAGACAGGGAUGUAUUACUUGCGAUCCCGGGCUGCAGCUGAUGCCAUCAAGUUCACAGUUGAUACUACAGCUCUCAAGGAGCCCAAGCCUGCAGAAGAUGAUGGCACUCAGAUGGCACAGAUGGUGUGCUCUUUGAUGAAUCGGGAAGAGUGCAUGGCUUGUGGAAGUUAGAACAAGUUUCGACAGAUGGCUGAUAUUUUACUGCUUGUGCAUGGAAGGCUUGAGGAUCUGUAUAUAAGCUCAAAUAGUUCAUUAGGGUUUCAGAUUUUGUUUAUGUCGUGGGGGAUCUAGGAACAACAGUUGAAUCUCGUUGCAGUGAACUUCUGGUUCUUUGGCGGUGGUGUUUUUGUUGAAAGCUGUUCUUAAUAACUAGUUAUCGAACGCGGAAAGAAUUCAGCGACAUUAUGUAAUUGAUAUUGAUCUAAGCUGUACUGCUCGGCAUGAUUAUAGGAAUGAUGUGGAAAGAUUCGGUAUGGUCCUGUAACGUAGAUGAUUCCUUAGGUAAUUGAUGCUAUAUGUUGAACCUUCCCAUGAUGGUGUGGUUGUUUAAAUUAGAAGAAGACUUUCUUCCAACUU